Molecule: messenger RNA, 1308 nt
Organism: Auanema sp. JU1783
Lineage: Eukaryota; Metazoa; Nematoda; Chromadorea; Rhabditida; Rhabditidae
Source: the annotation of a GenBank genome assembly
AUGAGGCAAUACCCCAACGAUUAUCGAGGAAAUAUGGAUACCUCGGAGCUUGAUCCAUGCUUAGCUGCAGAAUCCAGAAUGAAGAAGAGCGUUUUGAGUAAUAAAAUGAAAAAAAUACUUCUUUUCGUAGCUAUUCUCCUUAUUCUUUUCCUAGUACUUGGUCUUCUCAUCAUCAUUUUGACACGAAAAGAUGAAUCGGAACAUAACGUCGACUAUGAAGAACUCGAAGCUCCAUCGGAAGAAUCACGAGAGCCAUUGAAAGGAGGCAGCAUGUUUGGUAAUAAGAAUAAUCACAACGCUAAUGAGCCCAGGAUUAUCACUACUCAUGUCCCGCCGUCUUUCAAUAGGCAAUCUACGACUCGUGCAAGCAUAGUGCAUAUCAACGUCCAAACGACUGAAAAGCCCAAAACUACCCAGAGACUUUACACAAAGGCGCGCACUACGACCACGACUACUUCAACGACCACAACAUCUACAACUACGUCUACUACAACCACUACCACCCCAGUUCCUACAACACAGAAGACAUAUAAAGAUCCCCGACCAACUAUUGUGUCGCAUACUCCUCUUUCCACCUCUGUACGGAAGAAUUGUUUGGAACACAAAGUAGAGAAUCUCGGAUCUGGGAUUUAUCUGAUUUCCCCUGAUGGCAAAGGCAGAUAUCAAGCUUUCUGUGACAUGGAGACAGAUGGAGGAGGAUGGACCGUUAUUCAAAAACGAGUUGACGGUAACAUGCCAUUCUAUAAUAGAACAUAUAACGAAUACGCCGUUGGUUUUGGAGAUCUAGCAUCUUCUCAUUGGCUGGGUUUGGAUAUUAUUAAUGCUUUGGCUCCCUCAGAUAGACCUUUAUGGGCAUUACGUAUAGAACUCAGAGGUGACACAUGUGAACAAUGUAGUUUCCAACCUGAUGGUUAUUGGUGGGGCGAAUGGGACUUCGGGCUAGGAGAUGCAGCUUCAAGUUAUAAGUUAUCUGUCAGUGAUUACCAGAUCAACGGUAAUUUAUCAGCGCCCGGAAAGGCGAGGAAGGUUUAUUGGGAGCAGAUGAGUAACGACAUGGCCUUCACAGCCAUUGAUAGAGACAAUGACAUGGAACCUUCAUCCAAUUGUGCUCAGCUUCGGAACUAUGGGGGCUGGUGGCAUAACAGCUGUACAACAAUGGCUUUAAAUGGAAUGUACGGAGAUAAAUCAAAAAAACUUCGUUAUCUAGUUUAUCAAUUCGAAGUUCCCGCUCAUAGUGGGCAACCGCCUCUUUACUUCAUUCAUCCUCGACAAACAGUUAUGAUGAUCCGCCCGAAGUAUGAUACCUAA